Molecule: messenger RNA, 2118 nt
Organism: Didymella exigua CBS 183.55
Lineage: Eukaryota; Fungi; Ascomycota; Dothideomycetes; Pleosporales; Didymellaceae
Product: carboxypeptidase S1
Exons: 3
Coding region: 292-2043 (583 amino acids)
Biological process (GO): proteolysis
Cellular component (GO): fungal-type vacuole
Molecular function (GO): serine-type carboxypeptidase activity
Source: RefSeq, a predicted model, not a curated record
GUCUCCUCAUAUCCGGGUUCGGUGAUUAUCUUGGAAGUUUCGGUAUUACAACUAUGACGUCCGUACACGUCUAGGUAUCUGCUUAACCGUUAAAGGAAGGUAGGAGGAUCUGCGGCCUGCCUAUCGUAAUGCGGCCGUAUCAUGCACGGUGCAGACAAGCUGCCAUGACUACAAAUAAGAUGCCUGGAAUGGAGCGGAUUUUGACCCAGUUUGCGGACUGGAAUUGGCUUCGGACGCUUCAGAAACGGCUCAGCUCUACACCUCAAGUAUCAGUUCACGACAAAGCUCAGUAUGCUAAAGCUCUACGCUACUCUGCCUUUGUUGGUGGCCAGCCUUACUGCAGCACAAUUUGUCCCAGCACCGACCGAUCUCACGACCAAGGAAGGGUACGCUGGUAUUAACGUGCGGUACAAGCAGGUCCCAGAGGGUAUCUGCGAGCUUGAUCCCAACGUAAAGAGCUACUCUGGAUACGCAGACGUUGGCAAAGAUCAGCAUGUCUUCUGGUGGUUCUUUGAGGCGCGCAAUCAGGAUCCAAGUGAAGCUCCAUUGACCGUCUGGAUCAAUGGCGGACCUGGAAGCUCCUCGAUGAUUGGACUCUUCCAGGAGUUGGGGCCUUGCGGCGUUGGACCAGAUCUGAAGCCGUUUAACAACCCGUACUCGUGGUCAAACGCUAGCAAUAUGCUUUUCAUAGACCAACCUACACAAGUUGGCUUCUCAUACUCGGUUCCCAUUCCCGGUUACAUGGACAACAGCGGCGACAUCAUCCAACUCCCGGAUGCAACUUGCCCUGACUAUGCGGAGGCCUACGGUACAUGCGGAACCUACUCAAAGCCCGACCUCACUUUGACAGCCAAUACCACCCAAGGGGCCGCGCCAAAUAUGUGGAAAACGCUACAGGGUUUCAUGGGUGCUUUCCCUCAGUACUCGCGCAAUGGGUUCAACUUCGCGACUGAAAGUUACGGCGGUCACUAUGCACCAGUGUUCAAUGCCUACUUCCUUGACCAGAACGCGAAGAACAUCACUGGCGCGCACAAGAUCGAUCUCGAGAACGUCUUGAUUGGCAACGGUUGGCUCGACCCGCUCAUCCAGUAUCAAGCAUACUACAACUACUCCGUCUUCCCCGGUAACACCUACGAUUACGAUCCGUAUAAUGCCUCGGUCAAGGCCGAAUGGUACAACAACAUGUACGGAGCGAACAACUGCUAUGACAUGACCAAGCAAUGCUACGCCACUGGUGAGAAUGCAGUCUGUUCCCGGGCAGACAACUUCUGCGCCACCACGGUCGAAAAUCUGUACGACAUUUACAGUGGGCGAGAUGAGUACGACAUGCGCUACCUGACACCGGCUCCAUUCCCAUACAGCUACUUUCCCCAAUACUUGAACACGCCUGCAGUCCAGACAGCCAUUGGAGCAUACCAGAAUUUCUCGACAGGCUCUGGCGCUGUGUCUUCUGCCUUUGGCAGCACCGGCGACGACGAUCGUGAGUCUGGCACAAUCGAGGCCUGCCAGAAAUUGCUUGCCGCUGGUGUCCAGGUCAUGCUCUACUAUGGGGAUGCUGACUUCAACUGCAACUGGCUUGGUGGGCAGGGUGUCGCAGAUGAGAUUGCAGCACCCGGUUAUGACACUGCAGGCUUCGUCAACAUCUCCACAUCCGACAAGAUCGUUCACGGUCAGGUCAAGCAGUCCGGACUUUUCUCCUUCGUCCGUAUCUACGAGUCAGGCCACGAAGUGCCGUUUUACCAGCCUUUGGCAUCGCUUGAGAUUUUCCAGCGCGCGUUGAAGCAGGUCGACAUUGCUACAGGCCAGUACAAGGUCGAUGUUGGGUACAAGACAGUUGGUACACCAACAAGUACGUAUCGCGAAGGUAAUGGAACCAUCCAAUUUGACGUCACGCCGGCGAACGCGACUUACAACACUAUGCUCAAUGCUCCAGACCCAGAGCCAACAUGGGCUGUGGAUGCUGCAGCAAAGUCCAAGGUGAAGCGGUCGAGGGCUAGAGAAGGCCGACCAAGCAUGGCGCUGCUCAGAAGGCGAUCUACAUGAAGAUCAGCGCUACAUGACCCAUAGCCACAUUUUGAUAGUUGACCACAGAUAAUGCAACAUGCGUUUCAGAUAUAA